AUGCAUAUUCCCAACAAGAGCAACAACUCCUACCAACGUGAUAUAGAAAACAUUACCAAAAUAAAAGGAAACAACAAAUGUGCCGACUGUGGGGCGAAGAGCCCAAGGUGGGCAAGCAUCAACUUGGGCAUCGUAAUAUGCAUAGAGUGUUCAGGCAUUCACCGAAAUUUAGGUGUUCAUAUUUCCAAAGUGAAGUCCUUAACGUUGGAUAAAAUUAUGCCACAAUGGAUACAUUGCAUAAAGUCCAUAGGGAACGAUUUGUCCAACUCCUACUACCUGUACAACUUACCCGCGGAUACGUACAGACCAAAGCAAGGAGAUUCCUCAGUAAUUAUGCAAAACUGGAUAAAAAAUAAAUAUGAAAAGAAGUUGUACGCGCCCGCCAAUAGGAAGGAACCCUACCAGUACUACGUGGAAGGGGUGGACCCCACAAGUUGCCUCCCACCGCAGGAUCCCGCGAAGGCGCAAGUGAAAGAACAAAUGAAGGAAAAUGUAGGCAGCUUAGACAUUUUCGACUCCCUCAAAAUAUUUGAUAAUAAAAAAAUAGAAGAGACUAUGCGAAAUAAAAAGAGCAGUAGCAAUAAUGAGAAGGAAACAGACCUAUUAACUGAGUCCCCAAAGAAGGAAUCCGUAAAAAAAAAAAUAUACAUGAAUGAUAAUUUUUACUCAUUUGAAAACAUCCCCUAUAGGGAAAAUAAUUGCACUAGCAGCAAUAACGAUAGCAGGAACCCGUCCAAGGAUUCCUAUUUUUUCAACGACUUUGUUAAUGUGGGUAGUUCAAGUAACAACUCCGUCAACAUGAACGUUCCGAAGGAUGUGAAACAUACAGGUAAGGGUAAUGACCCGUAUAAUAGGGACAAGAGCUUUUCUUAUUUGGAAGAAGCCAAAAAAUUGAACCCUCAUAGUGAGGUAACAGGGGGAAAUGGUAACAGCAGAGGUGGAUAUCAUGUGAGUAACAACCGAAGCAACAGCCAAAACAAAGUCCUAAGUAGCAGCAUGGUCAAUAUCGGAGGGAGAACCGAACCGUCCAAACUGAGCGACAAAAAAAACUUCGGUAGCUUCAGCUCCCUUUCGGAGAAAGAACUUAGAGACGCAAAAGUGCAAGCGGCAAAAAAAUGUAUUGCGAGACUUUUCGCCAACUCGAAAAAUAUUUCCUUUUCAGAAAAAAAUAAAAUUAAUACAAACUUAAAUAAUCAGGAUAGCCAAAUUGGCAUUGUAAAAAAUAAUGUGGGCAAUAUACAUUGUAAUACAAUAAAUGGAGAGAAGCACAAUUCUUUCGAAGUUUUUCGUCCAAAAAAUGCAAACAGUGAUCAUCCUGAUAGGGACCAUUUGGACAUGUUCACCGGCCAAGAAAAGACGAACAAUUUAAAAAAUGAAAAUAAAGGCGACAAAGAUUUUGAUUUUUUUGAGUAA
Plasmodium coatneyi is the source of this 1413-nucleotide messenger RNA. RefSeq names its product GTPase activating protein. Gene Ontology annotation, molecular function: GTPase activator activity. The record is from RefSeq and is a predicted model, not a curated record. Lineage: Eukaryota; Apicomplexa; Aconoidasida; Haemosporida; Plasmodiidae. The transcript is spliced from 5 exons. Bases 1 to 1413 code for a protein of 470 amino acids.